UCACCGUUUACUUGCGUUCACUUGCCGAGAUCCUUUUCCACUCGCCCGAAAAAUAAGAUACCUAAAAAGAGCCCAAGUAGACCUGUGACUCUACCGAACCAGAAGCGAGAUGGACACCGACGUGACCAUGGUCCCAGCGGGUGAGGCUAGCUCAAGCGUCGCCGGACCUUCAUCUUCCACCAAGAAGCCCAAACGUUUCGAAAUUAAGAAGUGGAAUGCCGUCGCUCUUUGGGCCUGGGAUAUUGUUGUGGAUAACUGUGCGAUUUGUAGGAACCAUAUUAUGGAUCUUUGCAUUGAGUGCCAAGCGAAUCAAGCAAGCGCUACAAGUGAGGAGUGCACUGUUGCCUGGGGUGUGUGCAAUCAUGCUUUUCACUUCCACUGCAUCAGCCGAUGGCUCAAGACCCGCCAAGUGUGCCCUCUUGACAAUAGCGAGUGGGAAUUCCAAAAGUAUGGCCACUAGAAUCACGGUGACAAGCGGGACAGCUGGGUCCAAAAUUUGAAGUUGUGUGAAUCAUCACCUGAAAUUAAGGCAGCGGCCAGUCUCCAGUAACUCAACAUUGUAAUAGAUCCUUAUAACAUAUUGGAUCAACAGUUUGUUUGUUUCUGAAUUUUUCCCUGCAGUCUUCCGACCCUAUUUGUGGGGUUAGAUGUGCAAUUUCCUUGUGACCAAUGCACUAUUUUGUGUUGCAAUGUUAUUAUAUUGGUUUAUGGUUGCUUAA
Molecule: messenger RNA, 719 nt
Organism: Hevea brasiliensis (rubber tree)
Lineage: Eukaryota; Viridiplantae; Streptophyta; Magnoliopsida; Malpighiales; Euphorbiaceae
Product: RING-box protein 1a
Exons: 5
Coding region: 110-460 (116 amino acids)
Biological process (GO): ubiquitin-dependent protein catabolic process; protein ubiquitination
Cellular component (GO): cullin-RING ubiquitin ligase complex; nucleus
Molecular function (GO): cullin family protein binding; zinc ion binding; ubiquitin protein ligase activity
Source: RefSeq, a predicted model, not a curated record